Messenger RNA from Vanrija pseudolonga, 3849 nucleotides. It is a transcript of the gene sox17b.1, whose product is annotated as Transcription factor Sox-17-beta1. The transcript has 6 exons. The record is from RefSeq and is a predicted model, not a curated record. The coding region runs from base 1298 to 3646 and encodes 782 amino acids. Lineage: Eukaryota; Fungi; Basidiomycota; Tremellomycetes; Trichosporonales; Trichosporonaceae. Gene Ontology annotation, molecular function: RNA polymerase II cis-regulatory region sequence-specific DNA binding; DNA-binding transcription factor activity, RNA polymerase II-specific. Gene Ontology annotation, biological process: cell differentiation; regulation of DNA-templated transcription; anatomical structure morphogenesis.
AAAAGAUUCGCGACAGAUCUCGUCGCCCCAGCCUCUUCCCCUCCCACAUUGAUUGCUGAUCGCUGGCUGGCCGAGCGAGCCGUCCGCGCCAACGCACGCACACACACACACGCGCGCGCGCGCGACGACGACCGACAGGCGACGCACAAACACGCCCACGCACGCACGCACACUGCCCGACCACCACCCCGCCCGUCGCAUGCACGUCCCCCGCGUCGACCAUCCCCGCUGCGCCGAGAGCUAUAACUGCAGCUGCCGCUGCUGCUGCAACACCGGCCUUGCCUGACUCGUCGACGACGUCGACGACGACACGACUUGCGCAUCUCCCCCGCCGCCGCACCACCGCACUGCUGUGGUAUUUCAAUCACCGCCGCGCCGCUCACUCGCCCUCGCCACCUAUUGUUCUCGCCGAGCCAUCAACCUUGCACUCCCCCUGUCCGUCCACCUCUCUGUCCUCUCUCGCGCCGGGCGCAUCAUCGUUGCGAGAGAACAAGGCCUCGACAAGACGAGAACAAAACCCCGGUCAGUCUCCCCUCCCAGGCGGGGAUUGGCGUACAAGAGAUAAAGGCAGCCUCGCAUCCUUGAUCUUCCUUGUUUCGUCGUCACUGCUCAUCCACCACACACAUACCCACCACAGUCAUAGUUGUCUACACGCUUGACAACAACUUCGACCUGUUCUUAGCUACUGCUACUCUACAUCGGCGUGCUUCUCUUCUCGAAGCAAACCCUGGUCGUCACCACCGCGUCACCGCUCGUCACCGUCAACACGACCUUCGCGCUCACUUCGAGGGCCCCCCGCUCACACCUCACCCCCUCCUUUCCAGCCCUCGCGCACUCGCACCAAGGGCUUUAACGUCUUCUCUCCCUCCCGCCGCCGACGCCUCACACGCCGCCGCCGCCGCCACCACCGCAGCUGCAUACUCGCAUACCUCUUGCACCACUCGUAGCAGCUACUCGCUACUCCUCCUCUGCCCUCGCCCCUCUCCACGUGCUGCACGUUCCCCACUGCACGGUCCUGCCUUUGGCGUACGCCUCGGCCCUCCAUCCCCAUCAAACUUACCCUGCGGCAGUCAUCUGUGACGACACUGGUUGAGUGACCCCCCCCCGCGCGACUCGCCUCGCGCACCACACACCUCGCACCCACAACAUCCUUUAUAGGUCCACUGUGCUCUUUCUAUCCUCUCUCGACACUGCAACACUCGCACUCUCGAGCCCAAAGCAAACUCCCGACACCCGAAACGCGCCUCGACCUCCCCCCCUUUGCCACGACCCAACCACGCGCGUGUCACCACCCAGCAUGUCCAUACCCAUUCCAACCAACCGCGGCGGCCCCAGCUCGGGUGGCCGUGUUUUCAACUCUUCAACACACACCUCCCUCUCUGCUCCCUCGCCAGCAAUGCCCAUUCACUACCUCCCCGGCUACACACCACAGCAGCAAAGCAGACCACCCCUCAACCGCUCUAGCCAGACCUACUCUGCGGUCCCCGUCCAGCUAGGCAGCAACAGCUACACUGGCUACUCGUCGCACACAAUGUCGCCACCCACAAACUCCUUUGGCCACGGCUAUACAUCCUCUUACGACGGUGGUAUCCCUCCAUCGCUCGAUCUUGGCCACGACACUUCGGUCACCACCACCCCUACUUCGAUCGAGGGCGAGCCAGAGCCCUACCACCUCUACGCGACUUCGCUAUCCAGCAGCGACGAGAGCUACCUUGAAGAGAGGCCCCUGGCAGCCUUUAGCAGGGCACCCGUGUUUAUAGACCAGCACUACCUUCAGUCCACCAGCAUGACCCCCAGUCUGUCCCAGGACGGCGCCGCUCGCACCAAGCCUCCUCGCCCACCCAACGCCUGGAUCAUCUACCGCUCCGACAAGCUCCGGGCCUUUGAGAACAUCCACACACGUGAAGAGCUCAGAGAUCUCCUUCAGCAGGCAGACAUGCUCGAAGAGCUUCCCAAGUACCUGACGAGCAUUGCCUCGGUCGAAAAGGCUCACCAGCUCGAGGCCGAGUCCAACGGCGCCAGGCGCAAGGGCAAGAAGCCCACCAAGCCCGCUGUCGAGGGCCGCGGCAUCUUCCGCCUCGGCAAGGGCGGCAAGGGAUUACCGCAAGCCGAGAUCAGCCAGCUCAUUAGCAGGCUCUGGAAGGCAGAGCCAGUCGCUACUCGCAGUGUGUACGAGCGCAAAGCCGAGGUGGCCAAGCAGGAGCACCUGCAGAAGUACCCAGGGUACAAGUUCCAGCCUGUCCGCAAGGAGGAGAAGGCUGCCAUGAAGGCAGUAAAGCAGCAGGAGAAGGACAGGAAGAAGGCUGAGAAGGAGCUUGCUGCUGGCCACCGUGUCCGGCGCUCAACAGGCCCUCGCAUGUCCCGCCCGUCUCCUAUCUCGACCGAAGAGCGCCGUCCGCGUUCCCAGGGGCAGAGCAUCCAGCUGGAGCGCGCAGCGACGCACCCCGGCUACGUCACUGGCCAUCAGAUGCACCCGCAGAUGGUCACCCUCGACAACAGAUGGCCUCCCCAAGGCCUGCCUUCCCAGAUCACCUACAUGCAGCCUGCAUUCCCCAACGGCCAUUACAGCGUGGGAUCGGCCCCUGUUCCCCUCCCGGCGCCGACCAUCAACCCAAUGGCGACGGGUCUGAACCGCCAAUACACUCCCCAGCCACAGGCACUUGCCCCACUCGAUGUUCACGCCUAUGUUCCGACAGCCCCUGGCACCAACAAUCUUGUGCCCGCUGAAAACUGGACUGGCGCUCCGCCACCAGAUGUGCACGCCAUGUACGAUGCCAACGGCGCCCUCGAGAUGGCCCAUGUGGCUGUGCCCCCACCAGGCACCCUGCAGGCCUACAACUUUACCGUAUCGGCUGAUACCUUGUCCGCCGACGACGCUGCCGAUGUCCUCAAUGCCCAAGCAGAGGCUGGCGACGUCGACGAGGCAGGUUUCGCUGCCAUGUGGGCUGUCGAGGUUUCCUCCGACAACGAGGGACAGUCGCCAGCACCCCAGGCGACCACCACUGAGGCGCCGGUUGUGGACCCCAGCCUCACCUGGGCGGAGCUUGGCGAGCAAAACACCGCCUAUACUUUCCCCGACCUCGCCCCCGGCCAGUUCCCCACACCCAGUCAGCUGGUGAGCUCUGACUGGGCGGCUUCCCAGGGUGUGCCAUACGUCGCCCAGAGUGGCCUCGUCUCACUCGUCCCUGGCGGCGCGCCACAGUUGGCAACUGGCGCCACCGGCCGUGAAACUACUGGGCUUGCGACAGGCCCAACCCUCUCGACCCACCAGCUGUCUCCUUUGGACGACGUUUUCCCUGCGGGCUCGACAGUUUUCCGUCCCCACAACCAGUCGGGACAGCUCCCGGCGAUCAUGGCCCCCACGACGACCAUGUCUGAGAGCGACUUGGCGCCACGUUACGUGUCGGGCUCGUCGUACCCCACCAUUGGGGUCGACUCGGACCACCUAGGCGGCGACUGGAACCCUCAGCACUAUGACGCGCAGAACAGUCUGCAGGACGAGUUCAUCACUGGCUCAGACUACACGAAAGAGCCGCUGCUAUCGUUUCCCGUGCCGCCGUCGCCACCAACUGCCUCGAGCGUAGGCUACAAGCGCCCGCCCCCACGCACCCGCACGCCUGGGGCUUCCUAUCCUACAGUAGCUUAGGUUGAAGCGUGUCAACACAACAAACCAUAGACGCGCACGCACGCCCAGUCGACGCCACAGAGGCGCCGGCAAGCCAGCGCCGCGCCCCACAGCCGCUGCCCGCACCCAAAAUGUGGACCUUACGCCAAUUCUCGAUCUCUCGUCCGCCUCUCAUCAUGUGUCACUAGUAUCCCUCUCGCACUACUCUGGUGCCUGCCGCGGCG